Dioscorea cayenensis subsp. rotundata (Guinea yam) is the source of this 834-nucleotide messenger RNA. RefSeq names its product PLASMODESMATA CALLOSE-BINDING PROTEIN 3-like. NCBI's taxonomy places the organism in Eukaryota, Viridiplantae, Streptophyta, Magnoliopsida, Dioscoreales, Dioscoreaceae. The coding region runs from base 27 to 611 and encodes 194 amino acids. The record is from RefSeq and is a predicted model, not a curated record. The transcript has 3 exons.
GAAGAAAGGCGAAAUAGCGAGGGGAAAUGGGGGUGAAUUCACUGGCGGUGCGCGCAGUGGUGGGAGUGCUCACGAUGAUGGGAGGGAUAGGGUUUAUGGGGAUCGCCGAAGGGGGCACAUGGUGCGUGGCGGUGAGCUCCGCUACGGCUAAGGCUUUGCAGGUGGCGCUGGAUUACGCCUGCGGGCCUGGAGGUGCCGAUUGCGUUCCGAUCCAGAUCGACGGCCUCUGCUAUCUCCCUAACUCUCUGGCUGCUCACGCCUCCUAUGCGUUCAACAGCUGCUUCCAGCGCUCCGGACAGGCGCCCGGGUCUUGUGACUUCGCCGGCACCGCCACCACCUCCAUCACCGACCCUAGUUAUGGAUCUUGCACGUACCCAUCAUCUCGCAGAAAUGCUGGAGGCUCUAUGCCAAGUUCUCCAAAUGAAUCCAACAACACCAAUACCCCGGAAAACUCACCGUUAACACCCAGCAUCGGUGGUGCCAAUGGCGGUUUUGCACCCGGCUUUGGUCCUCCAUCUCCCUUCACUGAUGAUACUUCAUGGUCUCCUCCUCUAAUUCACUCCAUUCGCUUAUAUGCUGCCUCCUUAUGUUUCUUUCUACUUGUGUUUUGAAGCCGGUGAUGCGCCAAUUUUUUUGGUUGUUUUUGAAGAGUUGGUUGAUAUCAAGUUUAUUGUAGGUUUGUAGCUUUCAGUCAUUUUUUUCAAUUAAGAAUGCUUUAUCUUUGAACAGAGUUUCCUAUCCUGCUACUCUUGUAAAUAAUGCAUGCAAUUUAACUGGGUGCUUGUGGACUAGCUCAGUAGCACUACUACAAGGUAAAGAAAUUAUUCAUUUUAA